AUUUGCUUAUGCAAUCAGUACUCCGGCCGUUAUAAAGGGCAAGCUAGAGAGUACUCCCAUAAUCACCCAAAGCCCCUUCUCAUCUUUUCUCUUUCUUCUCAACCUGUUAGGCGUAUUUCUUUUCAUUUUAACAAAUGAUGGGGGCAUUAACUUGGCUAUUUCAAAUCCUUCUCUGUUUCUCGCAAUAUCAAGUUGCUUUUUCCUCAUCGUCUCUCCGGCCUUCUUUUGCUUCUUCUGCAAACUACCCCUUGUGUGGUCAUGAUCAGAGGUCUGCGCUGCUGCAAUUUAAGCAUAUGUUUACUAUAAACAGCAGCAGUGCUUCUUCUUACUAUUGUGAUUAUUUUGGUAUUCCUUCACAUCCAAAGACCCUGUCUUGGGAUGAGAAUGCAAGUGAUUGUUGCAAUUGGAAUGGGGUCACGUGCGAUGGGUUGACUGGUCACGUGAUUGGGCUUGAUCUCAGUUGUAGCCAGCUCUAUGGUACGAUGCAUCCCAAUAGUAGCCUUUUCCAACUCUCGCACCUGCAACGGCUUAAUUUGGCUUACAAUGACUUCAAUUUCUCUCGCAUUUCAUAUGCAUUUGGCAGCUUUGCAAGUUUGACGCACCUCAACCUAUCUUGGUCUGCCUUUUCAGGUUCAAUCCCUUCUGAACUCUCCCUCCUGUCCAAACUCAUUUCACUUGAUCUUUCUUCUUAUCCGCUGAAACUUGAACCCCUCCAUUUCAAAAUUCUCGUAAGAAACUUGACCCAGUUACAAGAACUCGUCCUUAAUACGGUAAAUAUAUCUUCUAGUUUACCCGAGUCCUUGACGAAUUUGUCUUCUUUAAAAGCUCUAGACCUGUCGAGGACUAAAUUGUCAGGGAACUUACCUGAUAGCAUUUUCCACCUUCCAAACUUGCAGAGGCUCUUGUUACGAUACAACUAUGAUCUUAUUGUCAAUUUACCAAAAUCAACUUGGGGUAGUGGUAGUUCUCUGAAGGAGUUGGAUCUUUCUUCAACGAAUUUGUCCGGAGAACUACCUGAUUCAAUUGGCAAUCUCAAGUCUUUGAAAUCCUUGGAUCUCCAUCAAACGAGUUUAUCUGGAAAACUACCUGAUUCAAUUGGUUUUCUCAAGUCUUUGAAUUACUUGAAUCUUGCUUUGUGCAAAUUACGGGGUUCCAUUCCUAAAUCUCUGGGGAACCUUACGCAGAUCCGUGAACUAGAUUUAUCGGGAAAUGGUUUUGAUGGUGAAGUCCUAUCUACUCUCUCAAAUCUCAAGCAACUCACUCUGUUAGGACUUUCCUCCAUCAACCUCGAAGGCAGAAUUCCUCUUUUUGCCGAGUUCACAAAGCUGGAGAAUUUAUAUCUAGCGGAUAACAAUUUGAUUGGUGGAUUUCCACUCUGGCUUGCGAGCUUGAAACAACUUAGUAAUCUAGUUAUAUCUAGCAAUCAACUCACAGGUCCCAUCCCUUUCAAUUUAAGUGUUUUUCAAAACCUGUGGGCACUCUUCUCAUAUAAUAACUCUUUUAGUGGGGUAAUACCUCCAUCGUUGUUUACUCUUCCGUCAUUGAGAUAUUUAGAGUUGAGUUCCAAUAAUUUAACUGGUCAAAUUCCUGAGUUCCAGCAUCAUUUACCAAUGGAAUCCAUUGACUUGAGUGACAAUAAACUUCGUGGCCCUAUUCCACAGUCAAUUUCAACUCUUGUAAAUCUGACCUGGCUAUCUCUUGCAUCAAAUGAUCUGAGUGGUGUUGUGGAUCUGCAUAUACUAAAAAAUGUUGAGUACCUUUAUAUUUCCAACACUAAUCUUUCGGUGGUCGCUGGAAGCAAUGUCAACAAUACCCUUCCCAACCUUAGGAGUGUCUAUAUGUCGUCUUGCAACAUUGAGGUGUUCCCUGAUUUCUUAAGAGCCUCAGAGAAUCUUGAAGAACUUGAUCUUUCUACCAAUAGAAUUCAUGGGCAGAUUUUGAACUGGGUUGCGUUCAUUGGUAAGGCUUCACUGCGGUAUUUGAAUCUUUCUCACAACUAUCUCACACACAUAAAGCAAUUUUCCUGGGAGGGACUAGAUACUCUUGAUCUUCGUUUUAAUUUGCUUCAAGGACCACUUCCCAUUCCACCCCCCUCUAUAAGUUUCUUUUUCAUCUCAAACAAUGGUCUUAGUGGAGAGAUUCCUUCAUUGAUUUGCAAUGCGAGUUCUCUUGAGAUUCUUGAUUUGUCUCACAACAAUUUGAGCGGUGCGGUUCCACAAUGUUUGUCAAAUUUUAGUAGUGUUCUCUCGGUUUUGAAUCUGCGCUCCAACGGAUUUACAGGAACCCUUCCCUUGGCAUUUGCAAAGCUCAACCAAUUACGAAGUCUCGAUUUGAGUGGAAAUCAUUUUGAAGGACCACUUCCAAGAUCUUUGGUAAAUUGUAGAAGCUUGGAAGUUCUAAACGUUGGAAACAACAAGGUUAAUGAUACAUUUCCAAAUUGGUUGGGGACUCUUUCUGAGUUACAGGUUCUUGUCGUACGAUCCAACCGAUUUUAUGGUCCCAUAAACACUGUAAUGAGUGAAUUUUCCUUUCCUAAGCUUCGAAUUGUUGACCUCUCCUAUAAUGAGUUCACUGGCCAUUUGCCAGUGAGGUACUUCGAAAAUUUCCAAGCUAUGAAGAACACAACUAUGCCGAGCAAACAAUACAUGAGUGUGGGGGGUAGUUAUUAUCAUGAUUCUCUUGUAGUGACAAUAAAGGGCCUUGAGAUCGAACUGGUGAGAAUUUUGACUAUCUUCAUAACAAUCGAUCUUUCAUCCAACAAUUUCAGUGGAGAAAUUCCAAAUGCCGUUGGAAAGCUCUGUUCCCUCAAAGUGCUUAAUUUUUCUCAUAACAGUCUUACAGGCCAUAUUACUGAAUCUUUGGGAGACUUGACGAGCCUUGAAUCAUUAGACAUCUCUUCUAACCACCUCACUGGCAAAAUUCCAAGCCAACUAACAAAUUUGACAUUUCUCGCGGUCUUGAACCUUUCGUGCAACCGUCUCCAUGGACCCAUACCCAAUGGUCGACAAUUUAACACAUUUGAGAAUGGUUCAUAUGCUGGGAACUUAGGAUUAUGUGGAUUUCCAUUGUCGAAGGAAUGUGGAGAUAAUCAAACAAAAGUACAGCCACCGGUGUUCCAACAUGAGGAAGACGAUUCAGAUUUGGAUGGAUUUACUUGGAAAAUUGUGGUAAUAGGGUACGGGUGUGGAAUGACACUGGGACUCUUUCUAGGAUCUCUCAUGUUCUUACUUGGUAGACCAAGAUUCUUUGUCAAACUUGCUGAGAGAAAGUUGCCUAAGAAGGUGAUACGAUUGAGGAGAACGGUUGCAGACACAAUGGCUAGAAGAAACUAGCAAACAUCGAUUGGAUUGUCAGGUACAAGCAAGGAAGGAAGCUUUGUUGGUGCAAGAGAUAACGUUGGAAUAAAGGAUGGGAAGAUGAGCAAGAAAUUUUUGAGUUUGGGCUGCAUUUCGUAUUAUUGUUGGAGAACUUCUUGUAGUAUGGUGGGUGUGGGUGUUUUGUUUACCCUUCUAGUCUGAUGUCAUUUGUGGUUUGUUUUUUUCCAUCAUUUUCAUCUAGUAAUGAUUUGGUUUCAAAAAAUUUCUUUAGGUUGUAUUUGUUGAAGUGCGCGGAUAUUGUGUCAUAUGUGAAAGCGCAUUUGAAAUCUAUGAAAUGUCUACCUAAAAGCAUGUUGAGCGUGUUAAGACUUUAGAAAGCCUAGUUUUAUUAAAGUAGAUAGACAACUCUCAAUUUUCCUUUCAAUAUCAACUUGUCUUUCUAUAAAUCGAGAAAAGGAGACCUCAUCAACAUACAGGGAUG
Molecule: messenger RNA, 3798 nt
Organism: Rhododendron vialii
Lineage: Eukaryota; Viridiplantae; Streptophyta; Magnoliopsida; Ericales; Ericaceae
Product: receptor-like protein 7
Exons: 2
Coding region: 135-3332 (1065 amino acids)
Molecular function (GO): protein binding
Source: RefSeq, a predicted model, not a curated record